This is a messenger RNA of Phaedon cochleariae (mustard beetle), 3778 nucleotides long. NCBI's taxonomy places the organism in Eukaryota, Metazoa, Arthropoda, Insecta, Coleoptera, Chrysomelidae. The record is from the annotation of a GenBank genome assembly.
CGAAAACAUCUUCAGCAGACACAGUUCGUUUUAAUACCCGCCUUAUCUAAUACUAUAUGUACAUAGUUCAGCAAAAACGCGACUAUAAAUGAAAAUAUAAGAUAAGAAAUCUAGGUAUUCAAUUAUUAUGAACUCACCGAUGAAAAAAUUUCACCAGAUAUUCCAAAACAAAUGUUCGAUUAUAGGAAUGGUACACGUGGGAGCUCUACCAGGAUCUCCAUUAUUUGCUGGAUCAAUCGAUAAAAUUGUAUCGAAAGCACAUCGAGAAACGGAAACAUAUUUGAAACAUGAAGUUGAUGGAAUAAUAAUCGAGAAUAUGCACGAUGUCCCAUACAUAAAAUCCAAACAUUUUGGGCCCGAAACAACAGCUGCCAUGACUAGGAUUUGUACCGAAUUGAAAAAUAUCAUUCCCAAAAAAACUGCCUUCGGAAUUCAGGUUUUAACCAGCGGUAAUACUCAAGCACUUGCAAUAGCAAAAACUUGUUCUAUGGAUUUCAUCAGAGCAGAAGGAUUCGUUUUCAGUCAUAUUGGAGAUGAAGGAUUCAUUGAUGCAGAAGCUGGUUUACUAAUGCGAUACAGGAAGAAAAUAGAGGCAGAGAAUAUUCUAGUUUUAACAGAUAUAAAGAAAAAACAUAGUUCUCAUGCAAUUACGAAUGACAUAUCUGUAGGCGAGACCGCGAAGGCAGCUGAGUUUUUUCUAUCCGAUGGAGUUAUUUUGACAGGCGCAUCUACAGGGGACCCAGCUAACAUCACAGAAUUACAGACUUUGAAACAAAGUACGGCGUUACCUAUUCUCAUUGGAUCCGGAGUUACGUACGAAAAUUUAGAUAAUUAUAUCACAGCACAAGGACUGAUCGUAGGAUCUCACUUCAAAAAGGGUGGAAAGUGGAGUGCGGAACUAGACGAAGAAAGGAUAGGAUUGUUCAUGCAGAAAAUGUCAGAUUUGAGAAGAAUGUGAUACAUAUAUAGAAACUCCCCAGAGUUUUUUGUUAUACCCUCUAUAAUGGAUAUAUUUGCGAAGAAUUCAACUGGUUUUAGAAUGAUAUCAGGAUCGUUUAACCAAACAAUUGAAUACAAUAUUUUUGAAAAUAAUCUUUACACCGAAUCUUACAGCUCCUUAGAAGCCUCUAACAUUCAAUGUGAAGUCAGUAUUUCACGUUUAUUAUUUCAUUGUACAUUAGAGUUUGUGUCAGUCUCCAGUAUCACAGACAAAUGAAAUUCACAUGAGCAAAUAAUAUUUUUCAAAGAAUUGCAAAAUUACUAGUGAUAAAGAAAGUAAAACCAGAUUUAAAGAGGAACAUAUAUGUGACAGCAAUGUGAAUCAUUUCAGAACUGUCCUGAUUUUUUUUUCAACUUCAAUAGUCUCAUGAUACUCCAUGCAUUUUAUAUGUUGUAUGAUUUGUCUGGUGAUUUGUAUAAUAGCUACAAAUGAUGAAUAGUGUUUGUACAGUAUGGACAAAAUUUUGAGGCAUAAAAUUUGACUGUUAUUACAGUAGGUACCUCUGUCAUGAAUUAGAUUUACAUUAUGUUGAAGAUUCCCCUGAAAAUAUUCAUGUAAUUCAUGUGUGCUGUCUUUAUACAUUUCCUUUAACCGAAAAUUGAUAUUAUAUUCACAUACCAAAAUCAAUCAUUUAUAUUUGGAAACUUCAAUUCUAUAGAAGGAAAACGUCAAUGAGAAUUGAAGGGAGAAAGUACUGAGUUGCUAAUGAAAACUUGGUAAAAGUGUAAAAAUAUAUUUUUUAAAAUUCAUAAAACCCUACAACUGACAUUUUUGUAAUUUUUUACAAAUAUAAUCGCGGCAUAAAAUACAUUAUCAAUAUAAAAUUAUGAUCAAAUCUUUCACAACAAUACAAUUCUAAUUUUAAAAGAUGAAUAAUUAAAAUUAUUUAAUUGAUCAAACAACUUCAAUCACCUACUCUACAGUAUUCUGAGAGUUCUUCAUGACAAAUAAUUUAUCAAAGCAUGUCAUUUUUUGAAACCAAAUAUUUUUUUCAAUGAUGAUCCAACGCCUCCUAAGAACUCUCCAAUUUUGAAAGUGAAGUCACUAUUUCGUGAUCUUCCGAAAACAAAAACUUCUUUUGACACAUUUGGUUUACUAGUACCUUCAGUUAUGUCAGAAUGAUUCAAGUCAGCCACCUCUUUGACUGCCAUAUCAUUAUCAGUUUUGUUCUGGGAAUUAGAAAUCAUGUCAUUAGAAUGAUCACUACUGAAAUUAUUUGUGAAUAAUUUCCUUGGCAUCUUUGAGUCAGUUCCUAAAAAGUUCAGCUCAGUUUCCUGAAAAAACCACGCCACAUACAUUUUUAUUCUGUGAUAUAUCCCAUGACCUCAUGUGUUUAAGAACCUACCCAAAUCAUGUUAACUACAUUUUGUGAAUAUCAUGCAUGGUUCUCUCACCCAUAGCAAACCAUUUCCUAAAAUCUACAUUAGUUUACAAAACCACUUCUUGUGUUAAGUCUAAUCUUGUAUGUGUGUACCAAAACCAUUAUUUUAGCAGCUACAAAUUUCACACUAUGUUGUUACUGACCCCAUGUUUUUCAUACCAUUCAAAUGUGUUUUUGCUAGGAAUUAUUAGAAAAUGAGCUGUUCAAGAACUAAAAGUUGCAAAAGAAUGUUCAAAUUCGAGACUUAUGUGUAAAAUUAGAAUAGAAAACCACUUUUCUUUGUAAACUUUCAUGAAAUUUGAAGAAAUAAUUAAAUUUUCAGAUUAAUUUGAGAAAAUGUGACUUUUGAGAUGUAGCAAGUCACAUGACUCAGACUGAGUAGGCCAUUUUUCAUCUUUCUAAAGCGGAACUGAAAGCUCAAGUCAAAUUUCAAGAUAAAUUAUUAUUAAAAGUUUUUACCAUAUGACCCCAACUUUAUGAAUGAAACUGUAUAUCUUAUUCAGUUGAAAAAUAUUGUUUUUAUAUUGUUAUUAAUAUGAUGACCAUAAUCAUUAUUAUUAUUAUUAUACUAUACAUGCAGAGUUCAGCAUUUCUUAAAUUGGAGCCCAAUAGAUACCAAUUCUUUCAACUUUUAUUGAAAGUCCAGCAAAAUCAUCAAAAUUCUUAAACUUCUGGCCACACAGAAAACAAAGCAUUUGUUCUCUUGAUGAGCUCAGAUCCAUGAUUUACAAAUUGUUGCAGGCAAUUCCAAUUUUGUGUCUUCUAAUACCAUUUACAUCAAUCAUUCUAAUUUUAAAAACAUUCUGUUGAUGGAAGAUGAAAAAGAGUUGAAUUGCUUACCAUUUUUAGUUUUUUUAAAGGCUUCCCAGGACUUAUGCCUAUUUCAUGAUAUUCAUGCAGAUCUUUUCUCUUAACUGGCCUUCUUGAAGAACUGUCUUUCCUCAAAGUUUUUCUGUCACUCAGAUGGCUCUUGAUGGCAUUUUGAAUUUUAUCAAUCCAAUUUUUUGUCUCAUCAAAUUGUUCAUGGUACAAAAUGAGUUCUUCUUCUUGACAAAUUAUUUUCAGACAUCCCUUGUCCAGAACUUCUACAAUCUUGCAUUUCCCAAGUGGAAAAAUGCUGAGACAUUUUAGGGAGUUCACUUUCAACUCCUUUUUUAUUUUAGAAAAUAGUAUGAUGUCAUUCAUUAAAACAGUAUACAGUUGUUCACUGGGGCAAUUUUUUGUUGACAUUUUCACAAGGAUUCCAUCUUUAAUCAAAGUUCUUCCUGGCUUGACUAUAAUUGGUUCACCACUCUUCAGAUAUCUUUGGAUUUCAAGUAUUCUUUGCAUAUUUUCUUGAUCUUUCACAAUCUUGUUGAUGUGAUCUGCUGCAUCAGUUACUUUAUCCAAACAAUCUG